Messenger RNA from Chaetura pelagica (chimney swift), 2910 nucleotides. RefSeq names its product unc-13 homolog D (C. elegans) (gene UNC13D). The record is from RefSeq and is a predicted model, not a curated record. NCBI's taxonomy places the organism in Eukaryota, Metazoa, Chordata, Aves, Apodiformes, Apodidae. Bases 1 to 2910 code for a protein of 969 amino acids. The transcript has 30 exons.
AUGGAUCUGUCCCACCGGUUCUCCAAACAAGAGCUGGCCCUGCUCUACGAGGAGGUCCUCUACACCAUCUGGCACCGUCUGGGCAAGCCUGAGCAUCACCAUGUUGCCGACUCCCGGGAGCUCUACACCUACGUGCAAAAGGCUUUCGGCAUGGAUGCGGAGCAGCACAGCAUCAUCCUGCAGCAGGUCCAGGACCUGGAGAGCCCAAUUUUCUGCCUGAAGGCGACUGUGAAGGAAGCCAAGUGGAUUCUGGGGAAGGACGUCAGUGGGUUCAGCGACCCGUACUGCCUGCUGGGCAUCGAGGCCAGGAGCCAGGAACCAGCCCACCCUGACCACAAGAAGCGGAUGAAGGCCGUGGUCAAAGACCUCAUCCCUGAGGACCAGAUCCAUCGCACACAAGUCAUAAGCCAGACCCUCAGCCCCGUGUGGGAUGAGACAUUCAUCCUGGAGUUUGAGGACACGGAGACAGCCAGCUUCCACCUGGACAUGUGGGACUCGGACGCGGUGGAGUCGGUGCGGCACAAGCUGGGGGAGCUGACAGACCUUCAUGGCCUCAAACGGAUCUUCAAAGAUGCUCGCAAGGACAAAGGGCAGGAUGAUUUCCUGGGGAACGUGGUCGUUCGCCUGAAGGACCUGCACUGCUGGAAUGACCGGUGGUACCAGCUGGAGCCACGGACUGAGACAUAUCCCAACCGGGGACAGUGUCACACACAGUUUCUGUGCCUUGUCUCUCCUCAGAGGGCCACCACCUGCAGCCGGACACAGCCCAGCUACACUGUCCAUCGCCACCUCCUGCAGCAGCUGGUGUCCUACGAGAUCCUUCAGCACCAGGCUGGCAGCACCUCCUGGGACGGGGAGCUGAGCCCCCACGCCAGCACCGUGCUGUACCUGCACGCCACGCAGAAGGAUCUCUCUGACUUCCACCAGGUCAUGGCGCAGUGGCUGGCAUACAGCAAACUCUACCAGAGCCUGGAGUUCAACAGCAGCUGCCUGCUCCACCAGAUCACCAGCAUCGAGUACCAGUGGGUGCAGGAGCGCCUGAGGCCAGAGCAGAAAGCAGAGCUGGCUGAGUCCUUCCAGUCCUUGCUGGCUUAUGGGGUCUCCCUCAUCCGAAGGUUCCGCAUCAUUUUCCCCCUCUCCGUCCCGAGGUCCAUGGAGAGGCUCCAGUCCCUGCUCCAGGUCCUGGUCCAGAUGUGCAAAAUGAAAGCUUUUCAUGAGCUGUGCACGCUCAGCCCUGACCUCCCCCAGAUGGUCUCCACAGCUCUCAAGUCAGGCACAAAGGAGUGGUUUCACAUGAAGAAGCAGCACCUCCAGCCCAUGGUGAAGAGUGUGGAGGAGAAUGGUAAAGCCUUGUCCAGACUGCUCGUGGAGGUGAUAGGAGAUCUGCAGCAGUGCCAGAAUAUCUGGAAUAAAUUCUUCAUCAGGACCUUGAAGUUAAAUCUCUUCUCCAUCGCCUACCUGGAGCUGGAGAGCCUGGUUGCAGAACAUGUCCAGGAGCAGCUGCACGAGGUGGACAGCAGCAUGUCCAAGCCCACAGCUGAGAGCCUUUUCCAGCUCUACAUGAACCUGCAGGAGCUCUAUCGGAUGAAGGACUUUGUCCCAAAGAGGGAUGGACCUCUGGCUCUGAGCAAUUUCCACCAGUGGUUCAAGGAAGCCGUGCCCCAGUGGCUGCAGAAGGCCUACACCAUUGCACUGGAGAGAGCACAGAGAGCUGUCCAGAUGGACCAGCUGACACCCUUUGGGGAGCACAACAAGCACAGCACGUCCACUGUGGACCUGUCCACCUGCUAUGCCCAGAUCGUGAAGACCUGGCAGCAGCUCAACUGGCCAGACCCUGAGGAAGCCUUUAUGAUCAUGGUGAAGCUGGUGGAGGACAUAUGCAAGAUCGCCCUGAUGUACUGCAGGCUCAUCAAGGAGAGGGCUGAGGAUCUGUCACUGAGUGAGCAGAGCGAGGCCAAAGCAGCCAACAGGCUCUGCAUCGUGGUGAACAACAUCAAGCAGCUGCGGCUGCUGAUCCGGAAGCUGCCGGCACAGCUGGACUGGGCGCAGCUGGAGCAGCGCACCGGGGCCGUCAUCGACCAGCAGCAGAUCCAGCACACACUGCACCACCAGCUGGACAGCACUAUCUCCUGCCUGGACCACCAGGUCCGGGAUGUGGUGCAAGCCCUGGCAACUAAGCUGGAAAAGGGCAUCGCCAGACACAUCCAGGAGCUCUCAUCUUCCAGUGACACCCGGGAGCCUGAGGAUUCCAUCAUCCCACUCAUGAAGUUCCUGGAGUCAGAGCUGCAGUAUCUCAACGAGCAUCUGGUCCAGGAGAACUUCAAAAGCCUCCUCGCUCUCCUCUGGCAUCACACCUUGGACGUGCUCUCAGCAGCUGCAGGGCAGCAGGUCCCCUUGGCCCAGAGCUAUAAGAAGCUUCACUGUGCCCUGAAGAGCCUGGAGCUGUGCUUCUACGCUGAGGGCUGUGUUCUGCCACUGGAGACUCUACACACCCCAGCCUUCCUGUCGCUGGAGACCCACCUGGCUCUCUGCUCCGCCACCAGCCGCAAGCUCAUCCAGAAGUACUUCAGCAACAGGAUCCAGCAGCAGCUGGACACCAGCUCAGAGAAGUACGGGGCCGUGACCAUCAAGGCCCUGUACCGCCCUUCGGAGCAGAAACUCCGGGUGGAAGUGCUCAACGCUGCCAACCUCAUCCCCCUGGACUCCAACGUCUGCCACCUGCCUGGCCUCGAUGCCCAGGAGGACCAGGCUGACCCGGGACGGGUCCCCCAGACCCGCCUGCCCCUCACCCACCCCAAACCCACCGAUGAGAUCCUCAGGCUGCUGGAGUCCAGGAAGGGGGACAAAGAAGCAGAAGCCUUUGUCAAGCUCCGCAAGCAACGAGCCAAGCAGUCCAGGGAGAGGGAUUGA